AUGCCUGAUAAGCAGGCUGUUGUGACUCUUUAUCCGCUCUUCCAGCCAGAUGUCCUGCCAUUCCGCUCCCUAACGUUCGCUCCCGAUACCGAAUCUGUGAAGAUUGGCCGGGCUUCCAAGCGGGAAGCGAAAGGUCUGGUCCCCGCUCACCAUAAUGCAUUGUUCGAAUCGAGGGUUAUGUCUCGGGAUCAUGCGCAGUUGAGGGUAUCCUUCGAGAAGAAGGAGGUCUACAUACGGGACAAUGGCUCCAUGCAUGGUACUUGGGUCAAUUGUAAAAAGAUAUCAGCCGAUAAGGAUGUCCCAAUCCACAGUGGUGACGUCGUGAUAUUUGGUACCGAAGUUAUACGCGGCGAAGACACUUAUCCGCCCAUGAGAGUUCGUUGCGAGUGCCAAUGGUUUGACCUUGACGAGGGGGCUGCGAAACCCAAAAAAGCACAGGAUAACUUGAAGACGAACACGUUCUGCGUCCCUGACGACGAUGAUGAGGUGAUUGAGAUCGUCGACGAGGCCCCUAUAAAUCCUGAAUCGACUGGGUCUUAUGUGCCCGAAGACCCAGACACUUCCUCGGACUCCGAACAUCACCAGUCUGCUGGGAACUCAACUCCCGUGACUUCGCCUCUGAACAAGGAUGUUUCUGUAGAAUCGGUGGAGAACAAAUCCUCUGCACCCUUCAGUGAGCUUCAAAGUCAUGUGGCCAGAUCGCAGCAAAGUCCGGUUGAUCUUGAGGAAGAGAACAAUGAGCACCGCCUUGUAACUCCGCGGAUGACCCCACCGUCUGUCGAGGAUACUUACGAAGGUUCCUACACCGGUAUAGCUGAUGAUAUGGGUGACAUCGAUUAUGCUCCAGAUCAUGAACCCGCACCUACUGGUUACAGCCGAGGGGACUCGACCACUGGAUCCGAUGGUUGGGAGGAAAGUGAAGAGCAAGACGAGUCUGACGAUGAUUUAAUGCCUCAUUCAUCUCUCAGUGUUGACACCGAUGAGUUCGGUAGAGAGGCCGAUGCUAUGGCAUCCAAUAAUCCUUCGACUUCAGUGAUUUAUGAGUCGCUAGUGGCUGUGGAUAACGGAGCCCGGUCGGAAGAGGAGGAAAGAUCGCAACCCACUCAAAACGAUGCACCUUGCUCGAAAGCGGUCACCAGUGGCGAGCGUGUUUGUCUCCAGACCGCUGCUCCGAACCUGAACAACUGGAAAUCCACGGCGAGGGAGAAUUCUACCGAGUCGUCUCCCCUCAAGUUCGGCUGGUCGUCCAUCCCACGGCCCGUCAGAGUCUCCAAUCUGGUGUCCCGGUCUAGCGGAAGAUCCCUCGAUCACUCACUUGCCUGUUUCCAUAACACCACGUCGUCAACAAGCGGGGACAAAUGUUGGCCGAACUUUGGCCAUCAUCGUAUCAACCCUCUACCGCAAAGGGAAAGCAAUGGCAAUGCUAUAUCGCAAAAUCACCGCACACCGGAUGCUCCUUAUAGUGAUGGGCCAUUCGUCAACAGUCACACACAUACCGCUUUCGAUGAAUCUGACAAGGGGAAUACAGUUCACUCUGCCGCUUCCACUAACAUCAGUCAGUCAAGUCGAGAGCAACACCCCAAUGAAGAGAGUGUCGAGACUUGGGACGACAGCAGCCGCGUGGAAUUGCUGUCAAAGAAUCAUUCAGUAUCAUCUAUGGCCGGUUCAGGAGUUACGCGGGACUCCAAUACACGCCACUCUAUGGCUGACAUUGGUGAUACUUCCGAAUGGACAGCUACAUCUGGCAUCAAGCUGUCGCGGAAGAGGAAGGCUCCUGAGAUGGAAUUGGACGCGGAAGAGCUUGAUCAGGGCCUUACCGGUCACUUCCCCGAUGUCACUUCCGAUGACAUCUGUGAUUUGCUUGAUAAUCAAUUUGUCAGUGGGUCUGCAGACUCAUUCUCUCAAGAUGCUCAGCCACAAGUUGCACCCGUUGAUCUGGACGCUUCGCUCUCGCACCUUACGAGGAUUCACGCUGUUUCCAAGACUCAGAAUCCCGCUGAUGUACCUAAGGCUACCAAAUCUGCUGCAAAAGAUGAACGACCGUCGAAGAGACAAAGGGUUUCGGGCUCAGGAAGCUUGGGAAGUUAUGUCGCCACUGCUCUUCUCGGCGCAAUGGCUGGUGGCUUGGGUACAGUCGCUCUUUUGGCCUCUCUUCCCACUGACUACUUCGCUUAA
This is a messenger RNA of Aspergillus fumigatus Af293, 2175 nucleotides long. RefSeq names its product FHA domain protein. The record is from RefSeq and is a predicted model, not a curated record. NCBI's taxonomy places the organism in Eukaryota, Fungi, Ascomycota, Eurotiomycetes, Eurotiales, Aspergillaceae. Gene Ontology annotation, cellular component: cytoplasm. Gene Ontology annotation, molecular function: protein binding.